Molecule: messenger RNA, 1317 nt
Organism: Fusarium oxysporum Fo47
Lineage: Eukaryota; Fungi; Ascomycota; Sordariomycetes; Hypocreales; Nectriaceae
Exons: 3
Coding region: 193-1317 (374 amino acids)
Biological process (GO): regulation of transcription by RNA polymerase II
Molecular function (GO): DNA-binding transcription activator activity, RNA polymerase II-specific
Source: RefSeq, a predicted model, not a curated record
ACAAACUCCUCGUUCACCAGAACCACCGAAUUUUCUCCAAAUUCCACUCGGAACGAGUGCGAGAUCCCACUUCUUCCAGAAUCAACGCUUCACUGUUCCUUUACUGCCUUGUGCGUUUCAAGGUCGUCUUUUCAAUGGACGGGGAAACGGAUCAGGUCAAAUCCACUCGCGUGGGGUACAAAAAGUCCCGAAAUGGAUGCAUACGUUGCAAGAAGCGGCGAGUCAAGUGUGACGAAGAGGUCCCUUGCUCUGCGUGUGUUAGACAUAGAGUUCGAACAAAAACCUCUAACCAAUCGCUCUCUCCAAACACCCAGCCGCAGCCUCCCAGCUGGCAGUCCAGCAUCUCUAUUAUCCAGCUCUUUACUCUCAAGUCCUCUUGAUGAACCUGACUGCUGGAUUUCCACCGCCGAGCUCAUGCUUCACUACACUACCGUCACGUACAGAACCAUGGUCUUCAACGACAGAACGAUCCCGACCUUUCAGCAAUCAGUACCCCAAGUCGCUUUAGGAUAUCCUUGGUUUCUUCGACAAAUAUUGGCUUUCUCAGGCUAUCACCUCGCUCACCUCCACCCAGAAAAGAGACAAUUCUACCUCCUACAAGCAUCAAAACAUCAGAAUGCUUCUCUACGUGGACUCAGAGAAGCAUUAUCCGAACCAGUCACCUCAUCGAACUGCCACGCUCUAUACGCCAGCACCACGUUUAUAGUAGUCAACAAAUUCGCGGCAUUUCCAAACUGCGACGACUUUCGAAGUCAUGGGUGCUCCCAACCUGUUCAGAGUCUGAUGGAGAUCUUUUCUCUCGUCAACGGCAUGGAGGCCGUUCUUCAUUCACCAGGAGCCGCGGAUCUCAGAAACGGUCCUCUGAAAGAGCUUUUCUGCGAGACUCCGCAUCAGCAUGUCAAUAGCUACCUUCUUCGCGGUCUUCAUGCAAGAUUGCCCGAGCUUGCACGGCGGAUAUCGUUAGACUCGAUGGAAGAUCAGUCCAGAGCUGUGCUGACUUCCGCCGUCGUAUCCAUCACUGAUUGCGUCAAUGACGCGUUUUCAAAUUUGUACAAAGUAUCACCGCCAGAGCUGAGGGUCAUCUUCUCGUGGCCCAUGUCUGUGUCUCGAGAUUUCUUGGAUCUGGCUGUGUCGGGACACCCGUUGGCCCUUGUCAUUCUAGCGUACUACGAUAUUCUACUGUACUGGGGCGAAACGGAGUAUUGGUUCUUUGAGAACUGGGCAGAAACUUUGAUCUCUGCCAUCGUGGAAAAGGUCAAAGGUUCACCGUGGGAGGACCUUCUCAAUUGGCCGGUUGAAGUCAUUUUACACCAUUAG